AUGGCUCCCACCACAGGAACUCACAUCCGCGACAUCUCUGAAAACCCGGCAAAGAACGCGGUCACCUCUCCCACCGACCCCCAGUACAAGGCCGUCGACACUGACCGCAAGCUCAAGGUCUUUGGCGUCAUCGAGGCGUUCAGGAACGGCAAGCUCCCCAACAACGAGCAAUGCAUCCAGGCGCUCGACUAUGCCGUCGGCCACUCUCCCAUCAACGAGCGCAGGCUCUCCAAGGACGGUCAGACGCUCGUUGAGGACACCCGGAACAUCAUUCGCGUCUUGAAGGAGAUCGUGGCCGAGAAGAACGACGACGAGCUCUUCCAGAACUUCUUCUACCACACCCGCUCCGUCCGCCCGCCCUCGCUCGGCGAUGUCAAGAACGUCGCCGUCAACACCGACCGCAACCAGAUGCAGUCCGACGCGGACCAGGCCGUCACGCACCUGCGCACGCUCGGCAAGCUCAUCUUCACCAACUCGGAGGCGCGCAAGCUCCUCAAGGACAUCGGUCUCCUCGGUCGUGACGUCGCUGCUGACGCCGCCGUCAAGGCUGCCGAGGUCGCUCGCCCGGACCAGGACCAGCUCCGCCAGGUCGACGAGCCCGCGCCUUCGAACCAGUGGGUCGGCCCGAACGGUGAGGUCCGCGACCACACCGACCCCGUUCCCGACACGGGUCUCCAGGGCAUGAAGGAGGAGGCGUACCGCAAGAAGGACCAGGCGUACCAGGCCAAGGAGGAGGCCAAGGGCGAGUUGACGGACCGCGCGUCCAACGUCGCUUCCGCCGCCGACCAGGGCCAACAGUCGCAGGCUGGUCCCGCUACGGGCCACAUCGGCUCGGUUGGCGACGCCGCCAACGCUGCUCAGUCGACCGCGUACUCGGCCGCUCAGUCGGGCACCCAGUCGCACUCGACCGGCGGAUACUCGUCCGGCAACGGCCAGCCUCCGUACUUUGGCGGCGCCCAGUCCGCCGGCGCUGCUACGACCGGCUCUUCUCUCCACGCUCAGCCCGGCCAGACCCUCGCGACGAACCAGGGCGGAUACUCGGCGACCGACGGCUCGCUCGGCUCGAUGCACUCGACUCAGCAGGGCGGCUUCUCCUCUGCCCAGGCGCCCGGCUACGGCCAGACUCUCUCGACCACUGAGGGCAGCCUCGGCAACUCGCAGCCGAACCAGCAGCAGCUCGACGAGGGUCGCGCGCGCGCCCAGGCCGGCAAGGAUGCUGGUGUCGGUCAGGCCAAGGAGGAGGCGAAGGGCGUUCAGGACAAGCUGCUCCAAAAAAUCCCUGACGAGCACAAGGAAAAAAUCUCCAACCAGCUUGACAGGACCAAGGACUACCUCAACGACAAGUUCCCUCAGGAGCGUCGCGACCGCUUCAUCUACCGCUUGAAGAAGGUCAUCGUCGAGAACCAGCGCCACCAGGACUACCAGGAGGCGAUCGACUUCUUCCUCGACCGCGCCGAGCACUACCAGGUUCAGGCGAAGGAGGCGACGCGUCAGUCGGGCGGCACGGCCGGCACCGUCCGCCACGACAACGACUUCCAGCAGGCGACGACCGAGCUCCGCACCCUCCUCGAGCGCUUCGCCAACGGCCGCUCGAUGCAGCCCAUCUGGGACUCGGUCGACCAGCUCUACACUGACGCCCAGAACGAUGAGGGUCUCCGCUCGUGGUUCCGCGAGCUCGACCACUACAUCCGCCAGUGCCUCCAGGAGCCGGGCUACAUCAUGAAGGACGAGGCCGACCGCCGCGGCCGCGAGCUCAAGGAGUCGGGCAAGCACUACUUCGACCCCCAGAACGGUCGCUACUCGGGCCACAAGGACCGCUUCUUCGACGAGGUGCAGAACUUCUUCACGGCCUACGCCGACGACGGUCUCAACCAGCGUCUCGGCGAGGCUGUCAAGACUCUCGUUACGGACCUCUUCAUGGACAACGAGGGCAACCUCAAGUACAAGCCGCAUCUCUGGGGCGACAUUCGCAAGGAGAUCCUCCCGGCUCUCUUCCAGCAGAUUGGCUACGUGCCGAUUCCCAGGGCGGAGUACACGUCGAAGGAGGUCGACCUCGUCAUCGAGAACCUCACCCUCGAGACCGCCAACCUCCUUCCCAACAUCUUCGAGAUCGAGGCGCGCAACUACUGGAAGCUCUCGCCGUACGACAACCUCGGAGACGUUUCGAAGCACGCCUUCUGGAUCUCGUUCUCGCAAGUCCAGUGCGACCUCAAGGAUGUCGCUUUCUACAUCAAGAAGAAGACCGGCUUCCCUCGCCUCACCGACUCCGGCUACGCCGACGUGUUCAUCGGCGGCAAGGGUAUCUCCGGCAAGGUCCACGUCGAGUCGACCGGCCGCAAGCACCAUGCCUUCAAGGUCGUCGAGACCAAGAUCAAGAUCGACAAGCUCAAGUUCGCCGUCCGCGACGCGAAGCACUCGACGCUCAUCAACAUGCUCCGCCCUCUCGCGACUGGCCUCAUCAAGACGGCCGUCUCGAAGGCGAUGGAGGCUGCCAUCCGCGCCGGUCUCGAGCAGGUCGACAGCCAGCUCUCCGACUUGAGCGAGCGCCUCGAGGACGCGUCGAACCAGGAGGGCACCAACAAGAUCGACGCCCUCAAGCAGUCGUUCCGCGACAAGAAGGUCGAGGCCCAGGAGAAGAAGGAGAAGGCCAAGGCCGCUGCUCCCGACGGCCAGUUCGCCAUCACGCUCGACCCGAAGGACAAGCUCGUCAACUGGUCCGCGCCCGACUCGAUUGUCGACAAGGUCGCGAACCAGCAGCAGAAGGCGCGCAAGACGGGCGAGAUGGGCUGGGAGUCUCCCGCCUUCUCGAUCGUCGGCCCCGGCUCGACCUCGAACGCGCGCUCGUCGAACUACAACUACAGCCACGGCUCGGCCGCGCAGCCCGCGCACCAGCUCUGA
Molecule: messenger RNA, 2898 nt
Organism: Rhodotorula toruloides NP11
Lineage: Eukaryota; Fungi; Basidiomycota; Microbotryomycetes; Sporidiobolales; Sporidiobolaceae
Exons: 12
Coding region: 1-2898 (965 amino acids)
Molecular function (GO): lipid binding
Source: RefSeq, a predicted model, not a curated record